AUGGCAAUGAAAUUCCAUAAUCCAACGUCUAAUGACAAUUCUACUUCUGGGAUUCAAGAAACUGACAAUUCUCAAAAUGAAGCUAACUCAACUGCUCCAACCACUAGAAUCAAGAAACCGUGGGAAAUAAAUGCUAUGAAAUGGCCUGCUCCAAAUCAUCGUAUUGAGGCUGCCCUUCAUUGGACUGACAUCAAUACAACCAACUACAAACGUUACAAGGAUUUAGACUUUACCUAUUUUUCGAAGGUUAACUAUAUCAAUGCUAUGGUUGAAGCCAACGCUACAUAUAUUGAACGUUGGAUUUCUGAUAGACCAUAUACUUUGGGACCUAAGUUUCCAACUUGGUAUUACAGUUUCUACGAAGAAAUGCGCGAACUUGGUCUUACCUACAUGUUAGAUCAUAACGCUAAAGAUGAAAUCGUUACCUCCGAAGGUCGUGAGCAAUUCUUUAACGCUGAAGAUAAAUUUAUUAGAGACAACAUUCUCGUUAAGAUUUUCCCAAAGAAACGUCCAAUGACCAACCAAAGUUCUUAUGAAUAUUGGCAAGAUUUAAAAAGAACUUAUGUUCCUGCUAAUUGUUCCCGUAUUGCUACUUCUACAUUCAAUAACUUCAAGCUAACUAAAACUACCCAAGGUAUGGAUAUUAGAAGCUGGAUUACUGAAACAAACGCAUUACGUGAAAUUUCAAUCAAAACCCAAGUUUACCAAUGA
This is a messenger RNA of Naumovozyma dairenensis CBS 421, 711 nucleotides long. RefSeq lists its product as uncharacterized. The transcript has a single exon. The record is from RefSeq and is a predicted model, not a curated record. Bases 1 to 711 code for a protein of 236 amino acids. Lineage: Eukaryota; Fungi; Ascomycota; Saccharomycetes; Saccharomycetales; Saccharomycetaceae.